Molecule: messenger RNA, 1815 nt
Organism: Pseudoliparis swirei
Lineage: Eukaryota; Metazoa; Chordata; Actinopteri; Perciformes; Liparidae
Gene: ddx55
Product: DEAD (Asp-Glu-Ala-Asp) box polypeptide 55
Exons: 14
Coding region: 46-1815 (589 amino acids)
Cellular component (GO): nucleolus
Molecular function (GO): ATP binding; nucleic acid binding
Source: RefSeq, a predicted model, not a curated record
AGAACAUCGUGGAAGAGGGAAGACGGCGGCGAUCAGCGUUCCAACAUGGACGGCUCGACGGAGGGGACGUGGGACGGUUUACCGGUUAAACUCACCGACGAGAUUUUACAGACGCUCGAGGAAGUGAAGUUCACCCACAUGACACCUGUCCAGUCCGCUUGCAUUCCGCUCUUCAUGAGUAACAAAGACGUGGCUGCUGAGGCGGUGACCGGCAGCGGGAAGACGCUCGCCUUCGUCAUCCCCAUCAUAGAGCUGCUCCUGAGGAGAGAGGACAAGCUGAAGAAGAUGCAGGUCGGGGCUCUGGUCAUCACCCCCACACGAGAGCUGGCCCUUCAGAUCAGUGAAGUGAUGGCGCUGUUCCUUCAGAAGUUCCCUCAGUUCACGCAGAUUCUGCUGAUCGGUGGCACCAACCCGAUGGACGACGUGGAGAAGUUCAAAGAUAAAGGGGCCCACGUUGUGAUUGCGACACCGGGCCGCCUGGAGGACAUGUUCCGGAGGAAGGCGGACGGUCUGGACCUGGCCAGCUCGGUCCGGAGUCUGGACGUGUUGGUUCUGGACGAGGCGGACCGGCUGCUGGACAUGGGCUUCGAGGCCAGUCUGAACACCAUCCUGGGCCACCUGCCCAAACAGAGGCGGACGGGCCUGUUCUCGGCCACGCAGACCCAGGAGCUGGAGAAGCUGGUGCGGGCCGGCCUCAGGAACCCGGUGCGCAUCUCGGUGAAGGAGAAGGGCGUGGCGGCGAGCGCCGUCGCCCAGAAGACGCCGUCCCGCCUCUGCAACUACUACACGAUCUGCAGGACGGAGAACAAGUUCAACCAGCUGGUGGCGUUCCUCCGUCAGCACAAGCUGGAGAAGCAUCUCAUCUUCUUCAGCACCUGUGCGUGCGUGGAGUACUACGGCCGCGCGCUGGAGACGCUGGUCAAGAGGGUCACGGUGCACUGCAUCCACGGCAAGAUGAGGAGCAAGCGCAACCAGAUCUUCGCCGACUUCCGGGCCCUGAAGAAUGGCAUCUUGGUGUGUACCGACGUCAUGGCGAGAGGGAUCGACAUCCCCGAUGUCAACUGGGUGCUGCAGUACGAUCCUCCCAGCAGCGCCUGUGCGUUUGUGCAUCGCUGCGGACGCACGGCUCGCAUCGGUAACCAGGGCAACGCCCUCGUCUUCCUGCUGCCGAUGGAGGAGUCCUACGUCAACUUCCUGAGCAUCAACCAGAAGUGCCCCCUCCAGAGGAUGGUGCUGUCGGGGGAGGCGCUGGACGUGCUCCCCAGGGUGAAGGCCUUGUCUCUGGCCGACCGCGCCAUGUUCGACCGCGGCAUGCGGGCCUUCGUGUCCUUCGUCCAGGCCUACGCCAAACACGAGUGCAGCCUCAUCUUCAGGAUCAAAGAUCUGGACCUGGCCCGUCUGGCUCGUGGCUUCGCGCUCCUCCGCAUGCCGAAGAUGCCGGAGCUGAAGGGGAAGACGUUCCCCGGCUUCACGCGCACGCCGCUGGACACGGACGCCAUCCGCUACAAGGACAAGCAGCGCGAGAAGCAGCGGCAGAAGAUGCUGCUGGAGCUGCAGCAGAAGCUGAAGGAGCCGCCGCCCCCCCGCCGGAGCUUCAUCAGGAACAAGUCCUGGUCCAAGCAGACCACCAAGAAGGAGCGCCGCAAGAAGAGGUCGGCCAAGAGGAAGCUGGAGGAGGGCUCUGACGUGGAGGACGAGGACAUGAAGGAGCUGCUGGACGACACGCGCCUCCUCAAGCGGCUGAAGAAGGGAAAGAUCAGCAAGGAGGACUUCGAGAAGCAAAUGGCGAGCGAGUCGGGGGCCGAGGAGGCGUGA